Molecule: messenger RNA, 1197 nt
Organism: Fraxinus pennsylvanica
Lineage: Eukaryota; Viridiplantae; Streptophyta; Magnoliopsida; Lamiales; Oleaceae
Source: the annotation of a GenBank genome assembly
AUGCAUCAAAUGAGGCGUUUUUUUUAUUCCCAUUUCGAUGAAAAUACAUUAGAAUUCUUGGAAAAACUUUUGGAUAGAUCUGGACUAGGCGACUCAACUUAUGGGCCGCCGGCCUUAUUGAGAGAGCCGCCCGAGCCAUGCUUGGAAGCAGCGAGGAGCGAGGCGGAAAUGGUGGUGUUUGGCGCCAUAGAUGAGUUAUUGGCGAAAACGAAGAUAAAAUGUGAUCAAAUAGGUAUAUUGGUGGUGAAUUGUACCAUAUUCAAUGUGGCGCCAUCUUUAUCUAGCAUGAUUGUAAAUCGGUACAAGUUUAGAGAUAACAUUGUGAGCUAUAAUCUUACUGGAAUGGGAUGCAGUGCUGGACUCAGAGCUAUAGGACUCGCCAGUCAACUCCUUCAGGUGCAUCGACACACAUACGCCUUGGUAGUGAGUACGGAAAACAUGACCCAAAAUUUCUACUUUGGCAACGAUCGGCCUAAAAACCUCGUCUGUUCUGCUUUCCGUGUUGGUGGGGCCGCUAUCCUUCUUUCCAACGUGGCAUCAGACCGCGGGUCAUCCAAGUACAAACUCCUCCACACUGUCCAGACGCACACGGCAAGUAGUGACUCUUCAUACAAUUGCAUUUUCCAAGAAGAAGAUGAUAAAGGAAACUUAGGAAUAUCAGUAACCAGAGAUCUUGUGAUAUCAGCAGAUAAUGCAAUUCAAUCCAACAUAAAAAGGCUUGCUCCAUCAGUCCUUCCCUUAUCAGAAACAAUUUACUGUGCAAUAAAUUAUUGGCUUCUAAAACACUUGCAUUUAGCAAAUUCCAAGGCUUAUAAGCCUAAAUUCAGUAUGGCUGUUGAUCAUUUUUUCCCACACGUCGGUGCGAAAUUUUUACUCGAUGAACUUCAGAAGAAACUGGGUUUCAGUGAUGAACAGAUGGAGGCUGCUAGGAUGACACUUUACAGAUAUGGAAACACUUCUAGUAGCAGUGUUUGGUAUGAAAUGGCAUAUGCGGAGGCUAAAGGGAGGAUCAAAGAGGGUCAUAUUUUGUGGCAAAUAUCAUUCGGAUCGGGUUUUAAAUGCAGUAGUAUGGUCUGGAAGGCAAUCAAGACUGUUGAUAGAGAGAAAAUGAAUCCAUGGAGUGAUGAAAUCGAUGAAUUUCCUGUUGAUUUGAGCAACAUCAAUUCAUCAUAUCCUUACGAAUUUGAACGAUCUUAG